UUCGACACGGGAUGAAGGUUAUCUCAUCGUGUCAAUCUCGCCAUUUCUCGGGUCAAAAGAGCGGAUUUUUAUCCAGUUAGUGGUUCUCCGUUACCUCCCAGUCGACUGAAAUCAGGAUUUACCGAAGCAUCAUGGCCGAAAAUAAUAACGCUGGUGAUCAAGAGAAAAUGGCAGCAGCAGCGGCAGUAUCUGACUGGAGUCCAGUAAUACAGGAGGAGUCCUCGCUUGAGAAAGCUUUUCGUAAAUUCAAAAGCGAUCCAAUCGUGCCACUAGGUAUGUUGGGAUUUUUCGGUAUGGCCACUUAUGGCAUACGGGAGUUUAAGAACAGAGGCAACAUGCCUGCGUCCGUGUAUCUGAUGCACCUGCGAGUGAAGGCUCAGAGCAUCGUGGUAGGUGCCAUGACGCUUGCCGUCGGCUACCAUCUCAUGAAGGACUUCACCAAAUCUAAGCCUCCGCCGGAGGUAUCUACAGAUCACUGAUAGUGGCUCUUCAACAUCCGGUUUGUUGUUAGCAACUGUUGGUCCUGGAUAAUUCUUGAUAGAGAGCCAUUGACCUUAGGCAGUACUGCAAAGUGUCACUGUGCAGUUUGCUGAUGAAUGCAGAAUUUGAAACUAUUAAUUUUAUAACAAAGCUAAGCAUCUGUAAGCUUUAUGGCUCUUUACUGCAAAGAUUAUUCAUGUAAUAUCUAGUAACAGACCAGACAUGUGGUAUAAGACAAAGCUUAAGCUAUAGAAAAAAUAUUGAAUUAUUAUAGUACACAUGAGACUAGUUUACAUUCUGUAAUAGUAGUGUAGUCGUGUUGACAUAAUUUUUAAGCACAAUUAUGCCUGCUUUCUAUUUUGCAAUUAUAAUACCCAGGUUACAUGGAUAAUUUUUCAUCAUUAAAAGAUGUAUGUUUGCUGUGGUUUAUGUUAUGACUGUAAAGUUAUCAUUGUCCCAGCAAACAUUAAAAUGCUGUAAUUAGCAAUGUCUAUUACUGACUGAUUGAGAACUAUCCGUUCAGUUGCAUCUAUAUCCUAUCAAAUGUGCGUUGUGACAGAGCACAUGCGAACUCAGCUAAAACACUUAAGCAAGUGACCACUGGUCUAAACUCUAGCGCUUAUAUGUACCUUUAUUGGUUUAUUACUGCGAAGUCUCUAUAGGCACGGAAUGCCCCCGCGUCUGUGUACACUAGUAGUAGUAGCGGAAUAUAUGUAUCACGUGUCUGUCCACAGUGAUGUCACGUGUUGAAAACGUGCCUGGGGGAUUUCCACGAGUCGUGAGUCAAUGUUGUAGAAAGUUGUGUACUUGAUUUAUGCAUUAUAUAUAAAAAAAUCGGCAUACUCGUGUGGGUGUCUUCAUUGUGCGUGGUGCUGUGCUUUUAUAGGAAAACGUGUCGUUUCCUUUAGUAAAUACCAGUGACGUUCAAGAGCAGUGUGACUGAACUUUUAAUCCGGUUAAGAGGCUCAAUGGUGUGUGCACAUUAAAAUGUGAUAUGCACCGUUACAUGUACGUAGAACGAUGCUGAGCAAAAAUGCAUAGUUAAUAUACAGUUGCUAUAAUAACAAUAUAUUCUGAGGUGUUGUGCAACAGCAAGUUGAGAUUUCUAUAUCAUGUGAGUUCGUAUGUCAGUUAGACUGAUGGCAUUAGUAAAUUUGUAAUUGUUAUAGUCAUAUACGAUAUGUGAUCGAGCAUAUAUACAUGUAUUACGUACAGUAAAUAAAACCUAUUCUGUUGAAUCAUA
Molecule: messenger RNA, 1723 nt
Organism: Priapulus caudatus
Lineage: Eukaryota; Metazoa; Priapulida; Priapulimorpha; Priapulimorphida; Priapulidae
Product: HIG1 domain family member 1A, mitochondrial-like
Exons: 3
Coding region: 132-479 (115 amino acids)
Biological process (GO): mitochondrial respirasome assembly
Cellular component (GO): mitochondrion
Source: RefSeq, a predicted model, not a curated record